Messenger RNA from Melopsittacus undulatus (budgerigar), 1409 nucleotides. RefSeq names its product coiled-coil domain containing 69 (gene CCDC69). The coding region runs from base 62 to 985 and encodes 307 amino acids. The record is from RefSeq and is a predicted model, not a curated record. Gene Ontology annotation, molecular function: microtubule binding. Gene Ontology annotation, cellular component: nucleus; cytoplasm. Lineage: Eukaryota; Metazoa; Chordata; Aves; Psittaciformes; Psittaculidae. The transcript is spliced from 9 exons.
CGUCGGGCAGCGGAAUCCGCUCUCCGGAGAUGCUGCGCCCCGCGCCCCGCGGCUGAGCCCCAUGGGCUGCACCGGCAGCGCCCUGCGCUGCUGCCCCACCGGCGGCCAGAGACAGCUAAAAGCCCAGCAGCAGAGGGGACCAGCUUCCCAGGAGCUCACGGCCUUGACGACAGAGCACGCCAAUGCCACCCUCUUGCCUGAGGAUGGGAAGGAGAAGGCAGCACUGCCAGAGGAGCGGACAGAGAGUACAAGGCUCCUCCAAGGUCAGGAGGAGGAUGAGGAGGAGCGGCUGCAAGAUGCCAGAUGGGAAGGCACCAAGGGAAUCACCCAGGAUGGUGACAUCCAGGUGGAAAAGGGAAAAGACCGGGAGCUGAAGGACCAGUUUGAUGCCCUGAGGAGAGAGCACACGGAGACCCUGCAAGAGCUCCAGAGAGCACAUGAGCAGGAGAAGCUGCUGCUGGCAGAAUCCUACCACAGGUCCCAGGCAGCCUUACAGGAGACGAUCCAGGCACUGAAUUCCCAGCUGAAGUCCUUCCAGGACAGGAUGAAGCGGGUGGAGGAGUCACUUAUGAGCACAGACUACAAGAAGCACAUUGAGGAACACGGGAGCCCCAGCCCCUUCUGGGAGCAGGAGCUGGAGAGCCUGCACUUUGUCAUUGAGAUGAAGAAUGAGCACAUCCAUGGGCUGGACAAGAAGCUGCUGAACCUGGAGACUGUGGCAGAGAAGAACCUUCUGCUGGAGGAGAAGGUGAAGACCCUGCAGCAGGAGAAUGAGGACCUGCAAGUUCGCACCCAGAAUCACUUGGUCAUGGCGAGGCAGCUCUCAGAGGAGCUCCUGGCUGCUCGUGGAGCCCUGGAGAAGGAGGCCCAGCUACGGGAGCAGGCGCACCGCGAGAAGGAGGAGCUGCUGUACCGCGUGCUCAAUGGAGGGGACGGCUCCCCAUUCCCCAUCGCUGCCGGCGACGUGCCCCUCAUCGCCACGUAGUGCAGUGCCGGGGGUGUCAGCGCUUCCCUCUGGGUACCAGAGCCCAGGCCUGCUCUCACAAGUGCCCCAUUGCCGGGGCAGGCCCCUGGGCUGGCCCCAUCCAACCAAGGGCAAUGGAGCAUUGCACAGGACACUUGCGCCUGCCUUUCCCCAGCCCAUGGGGGGCACCAUGGCAACCCCACUGCGCCAUCCCUGCACCCCCUGCCUCUGGUGGGAUGCUUUCUAGGGAUAAAAGGGGUCAGCCAGGACACACAGAUUGGGCUGGAUCAAACCCAGUGCUUGGCUAUGAGCAGGACCAGCAUCAGUGCUGCUUGGGGGCAUGAGGAGGAAGAUGAGGUAGUCACUGGGAUGGGGAUGAGCACAGGGAAGCUGAGGAGAGCAAUGGGAUAUGGAGAUGGUAAGGUACCUCACUCCUGGGGAAGGA